Molecule: messenger RNA, 342 nt
Organism: Purpureocillium takamizusanense
Lineage: Eukaryota; Fungi; Ascomycota; Sordariomycetes; Hypocreales; Ophiocordycipitaceae
Exons: 2
Coding region: 1-342 (113 amino acids)
Molecular function (GO): oxidoreductase activity
Source: RefSeq, a predicted model, not a curated record
AUGCCUCCGUCCGCCACCAUCUCACUCAUGUAUGCCCAUGGGGCGUUCGACCUUAAAUACUUCACAGAAAAGCACAUGCCACUUAUAUCAGAGACCUGGGGAAGUGAGGGAUUGGAGAGUUGGGAAGUCAUAGAGUUCGAUCCUGGGCUACCUUAUAUGGUACAGGCAAUGCUUAAGUUCGAAUCCAUGGCAAAAUGGAAGGCUGCUUCGUCGGGGCCGACAGGUAUGAAAGUGUGGAAUGACUUGCCUAACUUCACGACCUCUCAGCCGGAAAUCCUGCAGGGGAAGUCUCGGGGACAUCAUAGGACUACCCUGAAGGAGAAGAAGAUCUUUGGUAGUUGA